Messenger RNA from Salvelinus namaycush (lake trout), 25865 nucleotides. RefSeq names its product microtubule-actin cross-linking factor 1-like. Gene Ontology annotation, biological process: wound healing; regulation of microtubule-based process; intermediate filament cytoskeleton organization. The record is from RefSeq and is a predicted model, not a curated record. The transcript has 100 exons. Gene Ontology annotation, molecular function: calcium ion binding; microtubule binding; structural molecule activity. The coding region runs from base 1 to 23757 and encodes 7918 amino acids. Gene Ontology annotation, cellular component: microtubule; intermediate filament; membrane. Lineage: Eukaryota; Metazoa; Chordata; Actinopteri; Salmoniformes; Salmonidae.
AUGGAGUCCUCGGACGAGGAGACACUGAGCGAGCGCUCCUACGCUAGCGAGAGGAGCGAGCGGUCUUUGCGUAGCGAGCGCUCGGGGGGCUCUCUGUCCCCCUGCCCGUCCGGACUCCAAGGCCCCUCUGGGGACACCCUACCCUGGAACCGACCGUCCAGACAUGAGAGAGGAGAGAGGAGAAAGAGGAAAACCCACAACUCUGUGCUGGACCCGGCCGAGAGGGCAGUGGUGCGUGUUGCAGAUGAGCGAGACAGGGUGCAGAAGAAAACGUUCAUGAAAUGGGUGAACAAACAUCUCAUCAAGGUGAGGAAGCACAUCACAGACCUGUACGAGGACCUGAGAGAUGGGCACAACUUGAUCUCCCUCCUGGAGGUCCUCUCUGGAGUCACCCUGCCCAGGGAAAAGGGUCGCAUGCGAUUUCACCGGCUCCAGAAUGUUCAAAUCGCCCUGGACUUCCUCAAACAGAGACAGGUCAAACUGGUGAACAUUCGGAACGACGACAUCACAGACGGCAACCCCAAGCUGACACUGGGCCUCAUCUGGACCAUCAUCCUGCACUUCCAGAUCUCGGAGAUCUAUGUGAGUGGUGAGUCUGGGGACCUGACGGCUAAGGAGAAGCUGUUGUUAUGGAGCCAGCAGGCCACAGAGGGUUGGCCUGGCCUCCGCUGUACCAACUUCUCCUCCUCCUGGAGCGACGGACGCAUGUUCAAUGCCCUGCUCCACCGAUUCAGGCCAGACCUGAUUGACAUGGAGGUGGUGGCGCAGCAGAGUAACCUUGACAACCUGGAGCAGGCCUUUGAGAUCGCCGAGUCACUAGGGGUGACCAGACUUCUGGACGCUGAAGAUGUGGACGUUUCGUCUCCAGAUGAGAAGUCGGUCAUCACGUACGUCUCCUCCAUCUACGAUGCCUUCCCCAAGAUCCCAGAGGGAGGAGAGGGCAUCGCCGCACACGAGGUGGACCAGCGCUGGGCAGAGUACCGCUCUCGUUUCUCCACGCUGAUCCAGUGGAGCCGGCAGCACAAGGCCCUCAUGGCCAACAAGACCUUCCCACUGGACCCUGUGGAGCUCAAGGAACUUUACAAUGAGUACGUCCAUUUCAAGGAGACUGAGAUCCCUGCCAAGGAGCUGGAGAAGAGUCGCGUAGAACACCUCUACAAAAUGCUGGAGGUAUGGAUGGAGUUUGGGCGCAUCAAGCUGCCCCUGGGCCUGCACCCCAACGACCUGGAGGAGGAGUGGGGCAAGCUGAUCCUGGAGAUGCUGGAGAGAGAGAAGGCCCUGCGGCCCGCUGUGGAGAGACUGGAGUUAUUGCUGCAGAUGGCCAAUAAAAUCCAGAACAUGGCCCUGGAUUGUGAGGAGAAACUCACCCUGGCCAAGAACACACUACAGGCCGACAUGUCCCUGGUGGAGAGUGGCGAGGCGGUGCGUUGUGAGAGGGAGCUGGGGUUGUACCUGCAGGACUGUGAGGUUCUGAUCAGACAGCUCAACCUGGACCUCAACAUCCUCCGAGAUGAGAAGUACUACCAGGUGGAGCAGCUCGCCUUCAGAGCGUCCUGUCUACAUGAGGAGCUGGUCUCUCUCCGGCUCCAGUGCUCCAGCGUCUACAGAAAGGGCCACUUCUCCCCGGUGACAGGCGGAGACCGGACGGCCCCGCGGGGGAGCGACAGUGGUCUCUCCCUGUCCACGGGGGCCCAGACCCUGCUGGGGGCAGUAGGAGUGGUGGGGGCGAUGGGGACGGCGUUGCUCAGGAGACCCAUGUCCCGCUCUCAGCUGGUGGCCAUGUCGUCCUCGGAGGACGAAGGAAGUCUCCGGUUCAUCUAUGAGCUUCUGGGAUGGGUGGAGGAGACACAGGACGUGUUGGAGCGUGCCGAGUGGGGGGCGGACCUGCCCUCUGUAGAGCAGAACCUCCAGGACCACCAGAACAUCCACACUGCCGUGGAGGAGCUGCUGCACAGCCUGAAGGAGGCCCGCAACUACGAGACGAAAGUCUCUCCGAACUUCAGGAGCAGUUAUUCUGACACUUUGGCCAAGCUAGAGCAUCUAUACUGCAAACUACUGGAACUCUCGUCAUGGCGUCUGCGCUGCCUGGAGAGCCUGCAUGCGUUUGUGUGUCGCUGUACAGAGGAGCUGAUCUGGCUCAACGAGCGAGAAGAGGAGGAACUGGCCUACGACUGGAGUCAAAACAAUACAAACGUCAAUGCCAAGAGAGAGCUAUACGCCGAAAUGAGGUCAGAGCUGGAGGAGAAGCAGGAAGUCAUGCACUCGCUGCAGGAAACAGCUGACCGGCUGUGUCAGGAGAACCACCCGGCCAAACAGACAGUGGAGGCGUACAGUGCAGCGCUGCAGACCCAGUGGCAGUGGGUGCGCCAGCUGUGUGUGUGUGUGGAGCAGCAUCUCAAAGACAAUACUACCUACUUCCAGUUUGUGAGUGACGCACGGGACUGCGAGACGUACCUGCGUCAGCUCCAGGACACCAUAAAGAGACAGUACACCUGUGACAAGAGCAGCAGGCUGAGCAAGCUGGAGGACCUGCUGCAAGACUCUAUGGAGGAGAAGGAGCAGCUGAUUGAGUACCGCAGCUCGGUGGCUAGCCUGGUGGGCCGGGCCAAGACGGUGGUGCAGCUCCGCCCCCGCAGCGCAGAGAGCACCCUGGGAAGCACCACGCCCAUCCGCGCCAUCUGUGACUACCGGCAGAUAGAGAUCACCAUCAGCCGAGGUGAGGAGUGUGUGUUGGCGGACAACUCUCAGAGGACUAAAUGGAAGGUGAUCAGCCCCAGUGGAAACGAGGCUAUGGUGCCGUCAGUCUGCUUCACCGUGCCACCGCCCAACCAGGAGGCCAUGGACACCGCCAGCAGGAUGGAGCAGCUGUACCAGAACGUGAUGUCUCUAUGGCACAAUCUACACGUCAGCAUGAAGAGUGUGGUCUCCUGGCACUACCUGCAGAAAGACAUCAGGACCGUCUCCUCCUGGAGCCUAGACACGGUACGUUCCCAGACCCCUGUGGCGAGGGACCAGGCUCUGGACCACUUGGAGGCCCACCUGGCUGACUUCCUCUCUGACAGCAAAGAGAGCGCCCUCUUCACCCCGACCGAGAGACGCGAGUUGGAGAGAGACGCCCACACCGCCCAGGAACACUGCCAGGACCUGCUGGUCAACAUGGAGACAGUGGAGAAGGAUGAGUCUGUCUCUCGGUCCUACCUGUCAGAGCUCCAGAAUAUUAAACUGCGUCUGGAGGAGGCGGAGCAAAGGCUGAUGCGCGGCAUUCAGACUCCUCCCCCUAGCAACCGAUCGGGUGACAGCGUCGACAACACUGUUCAAAUUGCAGAGCAGGAGAAGCUGCAGUCGGACCUGGAGGGUCUGCGGACCAGUCUUGGUGAGGUGUCGCGUCGCUGUGUGAGUUUCUUUGAGGAGAAGCCCACCUCCUCCAGUGUCCCCGUGCUGCGCUCUGAACUCAACCUGGCUGUGGAGAAGAUCGACAGACUACACAACCUCUCCUCCGUCUACCUGCACAAGCUGAAGACAGUAGAUGUGCUGAUGUACAGCUUGCAGGCCGCAGAGAGCCAGGUGAAGAGGUACGAGAGCAGGCUGAGUGAGGAGGACAUCGUCCCUGCAAGCACCAACGCCAUCCAGGCUCUACGGGAACAACUGGGGACGUGGCAGUCGGAGCUUGAGGACCAGGAAGGGGUGUUUAGCUCCCUGCAGUCGGCGGUACAGAAGGCCCGAGAGGCGGGGACUCAGCUGAACAGGCUCCACCCAGACCGCAGCCCGGAGCUGGAGCGCUACCAGGAGAGAGCCACCCAGCUCACCGAGAGGUGGGCCGGAGUCAAGAGACAGAUGGACACACGGCGAGGGGAGCUAGAAGCCCUGGGCUCGGUCCUGCAGCAGUACAGAGAUGGUCACUCUGCUCUGAUCCACUGGAUAGAGGAGACCACUGAGAGACAGGAGAACACCCAGCCUGGAAAGACUGACAGCAAAGUCCUGUCUGAACAACUAGCACAACAAACGGCAUUAGUAGCCGACAUCGAAAAGAACCAGACCAAACUGGACGAGUGCCAAACGCACUCAAAACAGUACUGCACCUCUGUCAAGGACUACGAGCUGCAGCUGAUGACAUUCAGAGCGUUUGUGGAGUCGACACAGAAGUCGACCGGGAAGAGGAGGAGGAUGCACUCUUCAUCAGACGCCAUCACGCAGGAGUUCAUGGACUUGCGCACGCGUUACACAGCCCUGGUUACCUUGACGACGCAGCACGUCAAGUACAUCAGCGAUGCACUGAGAAGACUAGAGGAGGAAGAGAAAGAGGUGGAGGAGGAGAGGCAGCAGAGGGUAGGCCAGGUGUCAGAGCUGCUGGGCUGGGUCAAGGGCCUCCAGGGCCGAGCAGGGGACCCCUCCGCCGAGUCAUCCAUCGCAGCGCAGGAGGUACAGAAAUAUGAAAUGCAUCUAGCCGUGAGUGAGCAGUUAGCGGCUAAGAAGGAGGAGGUGGCUAAGGUUAUCAGGAACACCCAAGUCUUCCUGAUGUCUAAACAGGCCAGCAAGUUGUCCCCAGAGGAACGUGCCCAGGUGACCUCCCAGCUGGACGAGCUGACUGCCACCUACAGCCAGCUGUGUGACAGUUCCACCGCCCAACUGCAACAGCUGGUGCAACAGCAGGCCAAAGAGGAGCAGAGAAAGAGCCAAUCUGCCAUUGGCGGAGUUAUUGACCUGGGCACCAUGGAAACCGUCCCAGUCUUCCAAGCUGCACAGCGUGGCCUCAUAGACCUGGACACCUGCCAUGUCUUAUUGGAGGCCCAGCUCACCAUGGGCGGGUUGUUUCAGCUUGACUCCCCUGUGAGCCUAUCACUGGAAGAGGGCCUCAACUGUGGCAUGAUUGAUAGUCACAUCAGCCAAUCCCUAUCAGAGCUGGAGAGUGCCUUGCAUCUUGUCGACCAGACAGAACAACUGGAGGGCCAGCUCCUCCCAGUGGCUGCAGCCAUGGAGGCAGGCCUUAUCAAAGAGGAGGUGGGGCUGCGUAUCCUGGAGCUGCAGAUAAACACAGGAGGCCUGAGGGAGUUAGGAGAAGGUAGACUAACCUUGAAUAGUGCCGGAGAGAUGGGCCUGCUGACCCCAAGGGUCUACACCAAGCUCGGGUCACGGGUCAAUCGGCGGGAGCUUAUUGACCCCAACACAGCUGAUAAACUGAAUCUGGACGAACUGCGGCAGCGCUGCAUCCUCAGCGAUGACACCGGCUUGUAUCUGCUGCCAGUGAAACAGCAGCCAGGAGGCACAGUCUGUCUCCGAUCUGGCAGGAAGGUCGGGAUCUUCCGUGCCGUCCAAGAGGGACUGAUUGACAGGCAAGUAACAGUGAGAUUACUGGAGGCCCAGCUGUUUGCUGGUGGCAUCUCUGACCCCCGUUCUGGGCAUCUUCUGACUGUGAACGAGGCUGUGCGUCACAAUCUGAUGGACCAGGACCUGGCCUGUGCCAUGCUGACCCGCCAGCUGCAGAGUGGUGGGAUACUAGACCCUGUAACUGGGGAUCGCCUAGGGGUGGAUGAAGCCAUCCAGACGGACCUGCUCUCACCUCAUCUGGCAUUGCUGGUGCUCGAGUCCCUCUGGGCUUUCAUGGGGAUGCUCUGGCCUGAGUCAGGGGAGCUGCUGCCCAUUGCAGAGGCUCUACAACAAGGGGUAAUCUCGGAAGAACUAGCUUGGAACAUCCUGAGACAACGCCAUGCGAUAGGUGCCCUCUACCUUCCGGAAACCCCCAAGGUUGUGUCCCUGAAUCAGGCUAAGGAGGUCCUUGAACCCAAAGUGGCUGAGAUUCUGAAGGAGAUUCAGAUCCCCGAUGUGCUGCACAAUAUGAACCAGUCAGGUUCCCCAAAACUGAAUCGCCUAAUCUGGGGCUCCACUGGCACAUCCCAUCCUCCCUCCUCGUCCCCUGCCUCUUCCCCAGGGCCCCACUGUGACCCCUCAUUCCUGGAGAAAAUGGCCCCUGAGGAGCAAGCACAUCACCGCCUGCUUUUCCAUUUAAUGACCCACAGCUAUGUGGAUGCCCAUUCUGGCCAGCGCUUAGUGUUGCUCGAGCCUGAGCUGGUGGAACUUGUCAAGGCUGCUGCAGGUCUGAUCAAGGUGGAUCCAAUACCUGGAGUGGUUGAGGAAGGGUUGAGUUUGACAACAGAAAGACAGGAGUGUAUGGAAGUGGUGCCAGAUGUAAGUUUGCCGGAUACUCUGCAGACAAGGGAAAUUGGAAAGGUCCAAGAAAAGAGUGCAAUAUUCAGCUUGCCUGAAAAAUAUAUUUAUUCCAGAAAGAUGGUAGAAGAAGCUGAUAAUGAAGGAUGGGAUGGUACACCUGACACAUUGCAGGCUAAUCAAACUGGAAUAAAGGAGAUGGGGCAGGUAGACCUUGACUCAACCAUGAGAAUAAGUGAGGAGGUCGAUGGAGGUGUACAUGGAGAAGUAAAAGGUGAAAAGGAUGAAAUGGUUAGUUUUGAAAGUGCCCCGCCCUCAGCUGGACUACCGGAAAAGCAAUUAAUUACAGACUCGUAUGAAGAUGGGCUGGUAGAGAUGGAAUCAGAGGGCGCAAGAAAGAGUGGUCACAGAAAGGCGAAGGAGAAGGACUCCCUCGUGGAAGACAGUACACUUGUAGAAGCCUUAGAAAUGUACUCGACACCGGUAAAGCCAGAGACUUUGAUGCCAAACCAAUUUUUCAAAGAACCUGAUAUCUCCCCAUCAGAGACAAAUGAAAAGGAGGGUGUGCCUGUGAGUGUUGGAGUUAAGUAUGCUAUGAAGGAUACUCAGAGGGUCACAGAGAAGACCCAACCCCAUGUUAUGAGAUUAGAGGCAGCAGCGGUGAAGAGUGAGGAGGAUGUUGAGCUGGAAAGGUUGGCCUCGGAGCUUCAGCAAGGGGGUCUACUGACUGAAGGAGGGCGGCGGCUUCUCCCGGACGAAGCCGUGGCUCAGGGGGUCCUCCCUGGACACACUGCAGUCAAGCUGAUGGCCAAGGCAGGACUUUUUGGAGGUUUCCUGGAUGUCAGUGUGUGCGAAUCCCUGAGCAUGGAGGAUGUGAUGCAGGAGGGUCUGCUUGAUGAAGACCUGAUGUGGAGUGUGCUGAAAUCAGAGAAGACCCUGGCAGGGGUAGUGGAUGUAGAGAAGGGGAAGAUUUGUACCCUGAAGGAUGCUGCUCGGGCAGGCCUGAUAGACUCCAACACAGCUGCUCGGCUCCUGGAGGCCCAGGUGGUCUCAGGGGGAGUGGUUGACCUGCGAAGAGACAAAAAAGUAUCUGUUACCCUGGCAGCCAACCUUGGGCUGAUAGAGGAAGACCAAAGAGAGAAGCUAUUUGCGUUGGAGAAGUCAUACUGUGGAAAAGGCUCAGACCCAGAUGCAUCUCUCACCAAAGCAACAUUGCAGCUGCAAAUUAAUGGGGUUGUAGAUCCCAAAACUAAGUCACCUGUUCCCCUAAAGCAGGCCCUUGAAAGAGGUUUGCUUGGGCAGGAGGAAGUCUAUCAAGCCUUGUCCCAGCAAGUGGCGGAGGGUGGCAUCGUGCACCACAACUCUGGAGUUAGACUGUCAGUUACUGAUGCUUUGCAGCGAGGUCUGGUAGACUGUGCCAUAUCCCCAAAACUGUGGGAGUUAGAGAGGGCAUGUCAGGGGGAGGUAGGCCUCUCUUCAAACCCAGAUGCUGCCCUCCUCCAGGCAUCCACAGGUUCCAUUUUGGACCCUGAUUUAAAGUGUAGACUUACAUUGACAGAGGCUGUCUCUGAUGGUCUGCUCAAUGAGAGCAUUGCCAAGAAAGCAAUGGUUUCUCCAGGUGUAACAGAAGGUGUUUUGGAUCCACAAAGUGCCCAAAUUGUGCCUUACUCAGACCUUGUUAAACAAGGCAAGAUUGACAUUAAGAGUGGAAAGCGCUUCUUGGAAGUGAAGCCUUUCAAGGGAAUCCAGGAUAAGCAAACAGGUGAAAUCCUGAACCUAGCUAAAGCAAUUGUAUCUCAACAAGUUGAUCCUGUCCCAGCACUCAGAAUGUUGCAAAGCCAGGCAGACACUGGAGGGAUUAUUGAUAUUUCCAAUGGAGCUAGGCUCCCUCUGCCUAAAGCCUCUAAGAAAGGGCUGGUGGGAGAACAUAUGGCCAGGCUCAUUGCCACCAACCAGGUUCUGAAAGGGGGCUUGCUUGACCCUUCCACUGGGCAGAGAGUCUCAAGCCUGAAUAACGCUGUCAAAGAUGGGCUUAUAUCCAGAGAAAUGGCUGCAGAGCUCCAGGACAACCUGGGCUCCAUGGAAGUAGAAUGUGACGAUGAGGAUAGUUCAACACCCGUUGCCUCUUCAAGUAGUCCUGCAGUCACAUUAUCAAUAUCCAGUCCAGACAGCCAAACCAAAAUAAUUAUCGAAAGCUCUGAAGUGAUUUCUCCAACCCUACAUCCAGAAGAGUCAGAAAAAAGGUACAACCUUUUGAUGAUCGCAGACGACAUUGCGAAGACUCUAGAAGCUGGAACAUUCACGCAGUCAGGAGCUAUGCAACACCAUGGCUCUGUUUACAUUGAAGAAGAGAUGGAAGAGGAACAGGUCUCAAUAGCCGGGAAGCCAUUGGAAAUUGAGUCAAACCAGUCAAUCAAUUUGUUGGCUCAGUUUACAGUCAAUGCAGAGAAAAGGCUUCAGCAGGCCCUUCAGGAGAUGGAGACGCCGCAAGAUGUUACUGUUAGAACACCAGAACAGGAUAACAAAAAUGCAUCUAGAUCAGUUGGUGGAAGUAGUUCAAUCAUGCUGCAGGGGCAGUCUGCUAUGGGGAAAGAACCACGGAUGGAUUCGACAGUGGCCAUUGGCAGAGAAAGUAGAGACCAAGAGGGCAGCAUAGACAUGUCUACCCUAGUUCAGAGAGAUGAAGGGAAGACACACGUGGUAGAAGACAGUACUGAGAGAGUGGCGGAGCAAGGUAGAAUGGAGGUUGAGCGGGAUACAAAGAUUGAGGCCAGAGAGAGCGAUGAUCUUGGACAUGCAUCACCCAAUUCUAAGGAGGCCGAAGGUAAGAGCAAAAAGAAGAGGAAGAAUAAGAAGAAAGGAAAAGGGAAGGAGGUCGAUACUGAGCAAAGACCCUCAGAAAAAGCUGAUAUACAGAAAACGGAAAACAAAGACCAGAAUGCACAUUCAGAGGGUAAAGGUCAUAAUUGUAAGGAUAAGGGUGCUGAGUCCACUAGAGGUUAUGUUACCCUACAGGAGAAAGAGGAGUCACCCGUGCAAGAUGUUCAAUCUGCACUCAAAGGUGCUAAGGUACAGACUGUUGAGAGGUUCGACGAUCCAAAGGAUAUUGGCAAAGUAAGGGAAGGUUCUACAGUUCUACCAGGAGCCAUAGAAGAUGCUCUUGAGGUAGAGAGAGAGGGUACAGAGAACAAGGUCUUCUUGGUUCAAAGACAGGUAGAGAAGAACAAAACACCAAAGGUAUCUAAAGCAUCAGAGAAGGUUGAACCUGUGACAGAAGAGAUACCAUCCAUCCAUGAUCAAGCAGAUUCUGAAGUGGCACUAGCGAAGGCUGUUCUCGAAAGCUUAGACAAAAAGUCUAAGAUACCCAUCGGAGCAGAAAAGGUUGAACCAGCGACAGAGGAGAGAUCAUCCGUCCACAAUAGAGUUUCUAAGGAUGAGCAAAAGUGGGAGGUGGAGCAGAUUGUGGAAAAGAGUGAUACAGAUGGGGUGGAGACAGUUUCUCAACAGACUGGACAGCAGGAGCAUAAGGAUAGGAAAGAGGUGGAAUUCACUCUGAAAACCACCCGAGUAGCCAAUGAUAAAGAGGCCCUUUUACUGAAGGCAAAAGAGAGUAUUCUGAGGAAGGUGUUAGGGCGUGGUGUCAGUGAGAAGCAAGCUGCAGAGGAGCUAGUGGCACUGCGUCAGGUAGUGGGGAAGAAAGAGAGUUUGGUGACAUCUGAAGAGGAUCUUAAGACUGUGGGGAGUCCUGAGGUUUCACCAGAAGAGAGGGAGGGUAAGGGAAUUGACAAGAAGGAAGAAGGAGAAAGAGAGAACGUUGUGCCUGACCAUUCUACAAUAACUGUAGCAGCAGAGGAAGUGACAAAGGCUUUAGAAGUAGAGAAAGAGAAAGUUCUAUCAGAACAGUCUAAAAGAGAAGAGAAAGGGGAGAAGGUUGUGUUAGACCAGAUUGAAGAAGGAAAGGAGGAUACAUCUCUAACAGACCAGCUUAAAGAGACCAAGUCGGGAAAGAAAAAUAAAAAGAACAAAAAGUCGAAGAUGCAUAAAGUGGCAGAAAAAGUUGAACCUGCGACAGAGGAGAAGCCGUCCAUCCACAAUAGAGCAGAUUUGACACCGGCUGAUGUUGACAGCUCAGCCUCUGGGGAAGAGCAGAAGAUUGAGAAGCAGCAAGACAGUCAAUCAGACAGUGAUGUAACAAGGGUGGCAAGUGGUGACGAGCUGAACAAAAUGGCUGCCUUUACUAAGAGUCCUAGUGGAGUUGACACCAAUCAACGAAGAUCAACCCACACCACUGCACCAUACCAAGUCGAUGUACAUCUUGAGGAGAAAACUGAGGAGGACAUUUCUUUGGGGAGAGAAACUGAUCCGCAUGGCAAAGAAAUUGAACAAUUUAGGAUUGGUACACCUGAGAAAGAUGUCCACCCAGACACCCAUCGUGUUAUUGACAUUGUGGAUGCCUCUCCUGAAGCCCUUGUAUCCAUGUCGGGCGCCCAUCUGGUCAAGGCCUCUGUGGCACCUGCUACCCAGCCGGCUAAAACCACUGGCAAAAUGAAGAAAAAGAAAAAGAAACACCUGCAGGAGCAGAAACUUGACAGUCCCACUGAAACUGAGUCUAAAGAGGAAAAGUACCUUGAGUCCACAGAAUCAGGACAGUUCUGGUCUGUUGAGAACCCACAGGCUGAUGAGAUUGUUGAAUCUGAUAAAACAGAAGUACCCGAUUCUGAUACAACUGACAGCUGGAAGGAGGAUGGAGAAAUCCAAGAAUUGGAGAUAACGAAAGAGAAAAGCCCAGCUAAGAAGGGAAAGUCCUCGUUGCUCCGCCAGGAAUGCCUGGAACGUGACCAGCAAAUUGUGGCUCUGCUCUCUAUGGUGAGACACAUCGAGGUUCGCGUCAAGCAGCAGCAGCAACAGUCGAUUGGUCGCAGCCUCAUUGCUCUUGAUGACAUCAUCAAACAAACAGAUACCUUGGAUCUAGAACUUCGGGAUUUAGAACCCCAGGUCAACAAGGCAGUGGAUGCUGCUGGGCAGUUGCUGGAGCCCCGCCCACCGGAAGUCCCACCUCAGCUACUAUUGGCCUUGGAGAAGGAUGGCCGAAGCUUAGCUCGAGGUUACGAGGCUGCCAGAGGGUUCUCUGAAAACAUCCUGCAGGGGCUGCGCGCACACAGAGACGCAUAUACGGAGGCAUUGACUGGAGAACAGAAGUCACUUGGAGGGCGAGUAGAGGAUCUUCUUUCCUGGCUGAAGGAGACUGAGGCACACAUUACAGGAAUGGAUGGGCAAAUCCAGGGCGAGACUCCUGCUCAGCUCACACAACAGCUCCAGCUGUGCAAGGAGUUGCAGUCGUCUCUCUCGGCCCGCUCCAAUGACGUCAACACGGUGGCCUUUGACAUCCAGGUGUUCAUCUCGGAGCGGGCUCAGGACCUGGCUCCCGAACAGAGCAGGCACCUCCUGGGGCAGCUGCAACAGCUCCAGAGGGGCUUCCACCGAGCCGCUGGCCAAGCCCACGCCAAGACCGACGCCCUCGCCGCCCAGAGAGAGAGGGAGGAGGAGAGGCAGCGCAGAUGUGAAGAAAAAGAAGAAGAAGAGAAGGAGAGAGAAAGAGAGAGAGAGAGUGCAAGGGAGAGAGAGGUUUGCAAACCGCUGGCUAUGUUGCCACAGUCCCAUUGGAGUGUGGAAAACGACAAUAGGGGUCUGAUUCAUUGUUAUGGACUGACCACUGUUUAUAAGCAAAACGGGCAAUAUUACUUUUCUCACACUUUCUUUUUGCUUGCAUUUCUCCUUUUCCCUCCAUCCAUCUCUCUUUCGACCUUCAUAUGUGGCUCUCAGGUGGUGCAGCAGGAGAAGGCAGAAUGCUCACAAAAAUUGGAAGGCCUCACGAUGUGGUUGGCUGGAGCGGCCAGCAUGCUGGCCAAUCAAAGAGCGGGAGCAGAGUCAGGUGAUGUGAAUGUGCUGCAGCAGAAACAGAGGGAGUUAAAGGAAGUACAGAAGGACCUGCUGACCAGAGGCGAGGGCGUGGCGGAGACCAUCCGCUCGGUGGAGGAGUUCCUGGCGGAGCACGGUGACAGCCUGAGUCCAGAGGAGAGGGCCAACCUCCAGGGGGCACUGUCCCGUAUGAAGGAGCAGUACAGUGCACUGACCGACACGGCCCAGUCCUCCCUGGUCCAGCUGGACACGGCCAUCAGCACCACCGUCCAACAGAACACACAGAGGGCGAAGGCAGUAGAGGAGCUGCAGGAGACACGGGGCCAGAUCGACUCGCUGCUAGAGGAGCUCUCCUCGCUCGACCAGCCUGGGGUGACCGUUACUGACCACCUCUCCUCGUCCUCCUCCACAUCGCCAGAGGGAGGUCUACAAUCACACAGCGACAUGCUCCAGGCGGAGCUCCAGCAGCUCCAGGCACAACAGACCCAACUGAUGCAGGUGUCCCAGAACGCUCGCUCCCUCCUGGACCAGCCCGACUCGGCCGUGUCAGCCGAGGAGAAACGCCGUCUGCGGGACCAGCUAGACCAGCUCCAGACCCAACACCAGGAAAAGCUGCGGGCCUGCCAGGAGAGGCUGAGGCGCUCCGAGGCCCUUAAGGACGAUCUGGCCAAGUUCCUCCAGGAGCACGGAGGCCUGGGGACCUGGCUGGAACAGAGUGAGGGGGAGCUGUGUUCCCUUGGGGAAGGAGAGACGGACGCACAGGGCCUGAAGGGGAGACUGGAAGAGCACAAGAAGCUAGCGGAAGAUGUGAUCUGCCACAAGGCAGACCUGCGCUUUGUGUCCAUCUCUGGUCAGAAGGUGCUGGACUCUGUCCAGGGGGCUCUGGAGAAGGUAGGAGGGUCUGACCCAGCCCUGGAGGAGACCAAGCAGCUGGUCACGGGCAAACUACAGGAUGCCAACCACCGCUACACUGCGCUGCACACCAAGUCUUCAGAUCUGGGCGGGCGUCUGUCGGGUCUGUUGGAGCGCUACCAGCAGUACCAGGACGAGGCUGUGUCGCUCCACACCUGGCUCAGCGCCCAGGAACAGAACCAGAGUAUAGCCGGACCCAGCGGAGAGACAGACACACAGACACUACAGAACACACUGCGGGCCGUACAGCUGUUGCAGGAUGAGCUGGCGGAGAGGUCAGUCCAGUUGGAGAAGGUGAGGAGGUCAGGCAGAGAGCUGGCCAACACACGGGAAUCCCCCACUCUCAGAGCUGCUGAGAUCACCAGCACUGCAGAUGGUCUAGAAAAGAGGUUCUGCUCUCUGUCUGAGUCCGUGUCGGAGCGGGCUGAGCAGCUCCAGACGUCCGUAGCCCAGUCGGUCAGUGUCCAGGAGGGGCUGAAGGGCCUGCUAGUCUGGCUGGACGGCCUGCUGCUGACCCCCGGGCCCAUCCAACCUACCGCCCAGGCUGUCCAGGACGCCCUCACACAGAAUCAGAAACUACGCCAGGAGCUGUUAUCCAGACAGGGAAGUGUGGAGGCCACCUGCGACUCUGUCUCCAAACUGCUCCAGAGCUCUGACGCCUCCACAGCCUCCGGGCUCCAGGCGUCACUAGAGAGCCUGACCCAGAGCUACGGCGCGGCACAGGCCAAGCAGGCCGAGAGGGAGGCUGAGCUCCGGGGGCUCCUACCCAAGCUGGAGAACUAUGAGAGACUGAGUACAGACCUGCAGGGUUUCACUCAGACCUGCCUGAGAGCUCUGAGCCCCGCGGGACAGCCUGACCGCAGUAUGGAGGACUACAGACAGACCAUAGAGGAGGUGAGAGCGGAGCAGGAGCAGGAGGCAGGUCAACUUAAGUCCUUCUGCCAGCUGGGGACAGACCUGAGCCAAGCCAAGGCCCUGACCAGCACACAGACCCUACUGGACAAUGUCAGAGAGGUGUCCGAUGAGUUCGCCCGACUGGAAUCCAACAUCAAUGAAAGGUACAAUGCCAUCCAGAGUUGUGAGCAGCAGUUGGGCCAGUUCCGGUCUCUCUCUGGCUCCCUCCUCAGGUGGCUCCAGACAACACAGGAGCAGCUGCCUCUCAAAGAGCCCAACGUCAACACAGAGGCCCUGCAGAGGAGAGUGCAGCAGCUCAAGGACUUACUGAGUGACUGGAAGGCCCAAGGGGUUCGGGUUCUGGAGCUGAACAAGACUGGAUCAGAACUGGAGACCCUUAUCAUAAACAUCACAGCCCCCCAGACCAAGACCGGUGUUCCCCAGGUCAAUGGUGCAGGAAGCCCCAGCAGUGUCAAUGGCAUUCACACAUGCAAAGACCUGACAGAGCUGCAGGUUGCGGUGGCGGAAGUGAACGGUCGUUACGAGGAGCUGGGAGAGGAACUGAAGGACCGACAGUGGCGCCAGGAGACCUCUCUGGAGCUGAGGCAGAAGGCCAGGCAGAGUACCGAGGAGCUCAGCCGCUGGCUGGGAGACCGGGAGAACAGCCUGCACCUGGGCCAGACUGCCGCCUCCCCCUCCAAACCGGAGGUGGUACGCGCCCAGGCCCAGGAGAACAAGGCCUUACUGUCUGAGCUGGCAGAGCAUUCUGGGAAGGUGAAGGAGCUGAAGAGCACCCUGGAGAAGCUAAUAGCAGACAACCCAGACUCCCCAGAGGCAGACACCUGGAGACAACAAAUGAAGGAGAUCGACUCCCGCUGGGCAAAGGCCAAUGAGGCGGCAGUACAGCGGCAGGUGGAACUGGAGACCUGUGCUGAUAGGCUGGGCAGCUUUGCCACAGCAGCCAGUCAGUUGGGGCCGUGGCUCAAAGAGAAGGAGCUGAUGAUGAGUGUGCUGGGACCCCUGAGCAUCGACCCCAACAUGUUGAACACCCAGAAUCAACAAGUGCAGUUCAUGCUGCGUGAGUUUGAGACCCGCCGGCCCCAGUUCGACCAACUCACCCAGGCGGCCGAGGGCAUCCUUUCCCCGUCUGGUGGCGACGCCUCCCCACAGGAUGCCAAGGACCUAGCGGAGGUCCGGUCCGAGCUUGGCUCCAUCUCGCAGCAGUGGGACGACCUCACUCAACGUCUGUCCCGGCGCUCUGAGCACAUCGACCAGGCCCAGGGCACCAGCGAGCGAUACCAGGCCCUGCUGAAGAACCUCUCGGUCAACGUCGGGGCGCUAGGCGAGCGGCUGGACAGCCAAGCCUCGCUCAGUGCCCAGCCCGAGGCCCUGAAACGGCGUCUGCAGGAGACGGGCGAGAUCCGCUCUGAGCUGGAGCAGAGGAGGGAAGAGCUGGGCGAGGCGGAGAAGCUGUGCGGCGAGCUGAGCGCCAUCGUGGUUGAACCUUACCUGAGAGACGAGCUAAAGAAGAGGCUGGAGAGCGUGAGUGGCCCGCUGAGGAGUCUGGAGGAGAGGGCCGCGGACGGUUUAUCCCAGCUCCAAGCCGCUCUCUCCAGCACCCAGCAGUUCCAGCAGAUGUUCAAGGAGCUGCGGAGCUGGCUGGACAACCAGAGUGGUCAAAGAGACUCUACCGCCGACUCCCUCCCCUGCCAGCCCGGGGCUAUCCGGACCCUGCUUGCCCAGCAAGACGAGCUUCAUCGCGGGGUGGCCAGCCAACGUGGCCCCUACGAGCUCAUCCAGGCCGAGGGGGCCUCCCUGCUCGCCUCGCUACCCGCCGGCGGCGAAGAACGAUCAGCCUUACUGUCCCGGCUUACCGCCCUCCGCCAGGACUGGGAUGAUCUCAACCAGUGCAUCACGGAACGCCAGAACCGGAUGAAAUCCGCCCUGACCAAGGCCGAGAGUUAUCAGCAGCACCGCGCCGAGCUCACGCCCUGGGUGGCAGAGUGCGAGGAGCGGGAGGCUGACAUCCAGCUCUCCCUAGACCCUGCGGCCCUGGAUGAGGCUUUGCAGAAGUCCAGGCAGCUGUGUUUGGAUCUAGACCGCCGUCGCCCCCUCCUGGAGGCUUUAAACAUUGCGGCCGACCAACUCCUGGAACACUGCCACGUCGGAGAGGAAGACGUACGCGACGAAAAAGCCCAACUCAACCGUAGAGUCGACGGGCUGGGAGAAAACCUCCAAAACCGUGUUUCCCAACUGGAAGAGCUAGCGGGUCGACUUAAAGAGUUUGAGGACGGGCGGCAGGCGGUAGAGAGGAGGCUGGAGGCAGCGCGGCAUCAGAUCGAGGUGCAGGAGGCGCUGGGCCCACAGGCGUGCAGCAACAAGAGCCUGGAGCGGCUGAGGAGCCAGCAGGAGACGCUGCACUCGCUGCAGCCACAGGUGGCCUACCUGAGGGAUCUGGCCCAGGGGCUGGUGCAGGACGCACCCCACACAGCAGGGGGUGGCGGAGAGGGAGGACAGAGGCUGGAGCAGCAGGCCCGAGACACGGACAGAGAGUUUGGAGACGUCAGCGAAAAGAUUGAAAAGUGCUGUUCCACCCUGGAGUCCCGUCUCCAGGGCGUGGGCGAGGUCCAGUCCUCGGUGCGCGACCUCUUCUCCCACCUGGCUGACCUGGACGACGAGCUAGACUCGUUGAGCCCCGUGGGGCGCGAUGCCGACUCGCUUGCCUCGCAGGCAGAUGCUGUCCAGGCCUUCCUAGCUCGCCUGGCCACGUUGAGGUCGGAGCUCGAAGGUCACGGAGGCGACUGCACCGCCAUGCUCCGGCGCGAGGGGUCGUCUCCCGAUCUCCUCGCCCUGAGGAGAGAGACUGAGGCCCUGAGCCGCCAGGCUGGGAAGCUGUCCGAAAGGGGCCAGGCCAGAAUGGGACAGAUCGAGGUGGCUGCCGAGAAGGUGGGAGAGUUCUACGCCAAGGUGGCGGAGCUGCAAGGGCUGCUGGGACGUGCAGAGGAGGGGCUGAACGCGCAGGGCGUGGUGGGGACAGAGGUGGAGAACAUCAAGCAGCAGCUGCACGAGUUCAAGGCGGUGGAGAGGGAGCAGGUGGACAGCAUUCAACCCAAGCUGCAGCGCGUGAACGCGGUGGGCCAGGGGCUGAUCCAGAGUGCAGCCAAACACACAGACACCCAGGCUCUGGAGCACGACCUAGAGACCACCAACCUCAGAUGGAACUCCCUCAACAAGAGGGUUGCAGAGCGCAUUGCCCAGUUGCAGGAAGCCCUGUUGCAUUGUGGGAAGUUCCAGGAUGCCCUGGAGCCUCUUCUGAGCUGGCUGAGUGACACAGAGGAGCUGGUAGCCAAUCAGAAGCCCCCGUCGGCCGAAUACAGAGUGGUCAAGGCCCAGAUCCAGGAACAGAAGCUGUUACAAAGACUGCUGGACGACCGCAGAGCCACUUUUCAGAUGAUCCAGGGAGAGGGGGAGAGGAUCGCAGCCACGGCCGAGACACAGGACAGAGACAAGAUCCAGAAGCAGCUGGAGAGUCUGGGGGAGAGGUGGGGCGAGCUGCUGGAGAAGGCCAGGGCAAGGCAGUGCCAGUUGGAGGAGCUGCAGACGCUGGCACUCCAGUUCCACGAGGCGGUGGAGCCUCUAGGAGAGUGGCUGAGCGCCACCGAGAGACGGCUGAGCACCGCCGAGCCCAUGGGAACCCAGACUUCUAAGAUCACCCAGCAGAUUACGAAACACAAGGCCGUCCAAGAGGCCGUCUCCUCUAGAGGAGCCGAGGUCGACCGCCUCCAGGCCCUCGGGCAAUCCCUGGCGCCCCUCAGCUGCGCGGCCGACCGCGAUUGGCUGGGGGAGCGCGUGGGGGCGGUGCGGCUAGUCCACUCGGAGCUCAGUGAUUGGUGCCAACGCAGGGCCGUCAUGCUGGAGCAGGCCCUGGCCAAUGCCGAGCUGUUUGGGGAGGAUGAGGUGGAGGUGCUCAACUGGCUGGCUGAGGUGGGCCAGCGGCUGGGACAGGUGUCGGUGCAGAGCUACCAGCCGGGGGUCCUCACCCAGCAGCACAAGCACACACUGUCUCUGAAUGAAGAGAUAGUGAGCAGGAAGAAGCAGGUUGACCAGGCCAUCAAGAACGGACAGGCCCUGCUCAAGCAAACCACAGGUGAGGAGGUUCUGCUGAUCCAGGAGAAGCUGGACGGUAUCAAGUCUCGCUAUGCUGAGAUGACGGGCGGGAGCAGCAAAGCCCUCCGCACACUGGAGCAGGCCCUGCAGCUGAGCACGCGAUUUGCCAGCGCCCACGACGACCUCAACCAAUGGCUGGACAAGGUGGAGGCAGAGCUCAACAUCAUGGAGCCCGACGCCACGCCGGCCUAUCAGGACAGACAGAAGGAGCUGAAGUGUGUGUCAGCGGAGAAACGUCUGGUUUUGGACACGGUCAACGAGGUGGGCAAUGCCCUCUUAGACCUGGUGCCCUGGCGUGCCCGCGAGGGUCUGGACCGCCUGGUGGCGGAUGCCAACCAGCGCUACCGAACGGCGGCCGAGACCAUCACCCAGCGGGUAAAGCUGGUACAGGCUGCCAUCCAGAGGUCACAACAGUAUGAGGAGGCGGUGGACGCGGAGCUGACCUGGGCUGGGGAGACGGAGAGGAAGCUAUCCUCCCUGGGUCCUCUGAGUCUGGAGCCUGACGUCACCGUGGCCCAGCUACAGGUCCAGAGGGCCUUCAAUAUUGACAUCAUCCGACACAAAGACACCGUGGACCAGCUACUCCACACCAGGGACGACAUCCUGGAGACCUGCAGCGACCAGCAGAGAGAUGCUCUGGUGGAGAAGACUGACUCACUGUCUGCCCGCUACGAGGCGGUGAGCCAGCAGCACCAGGAGCGUUUCUCAGCCCUGGAGCAGGCCCAAGUCCUGGUGGCCCGUUUCUGGGAGACCCAGGAGGACCUGGAGCCCUGGCUGGGGGAGACGGAGACGCUUAUCGCCCAGCUGCCCCCACCCGCCAUCGACACGGAGGCCCUGCGUUUACAACAGGAACAGAUGAGGCUCCUGAGGGAGUCCAUAGCGGAGCACAAGCCCCACAUCGACAAGCUGCUGAAGAUCGGCCCCCAGCUGGCCGCUCUGAGCCACCAGGAGGGGGCCACGGUGAGGCAGCGCUACAGCGACGCCGAGAAACGCUACGUGGCCAUCAAGGAGGUCGUCAAGGGUCGCGCCACCACCCUGGAUGAGGCUGUGUCUCAGUCUGCGCAGUUCCACGACAAGAUGGACCCCCUGCUGGAGACCCUGGAAGGGGCCGUGCAGCGCCUCCGAUCCCCUCCUCCUGUGGCAGCGGAGGCAGAUAAGAUCCGGGAGCAGCUGGCCGACCACAAGGCAACAGGGCUGGAGCUGGACAAACUGCUGCCCUCCUUCUCGGCCCUGUGUGCCCGCGGCGAGGAGCUCAUCAGUAGAGCAGCCCACGACGACCCUGCCGCUCAGGCCGUGCGUUCCCGUCUGCUGCGCCUGCGCUCCCUGUGGGAUGAGAUCCGGCAGAGGGCUGAGGAGCGAGAGGGGAAGCUGACGGACGUCUUGGACCUGGCUGGGAAGUUCUGGGCCGACAUGGCGGCGCUACUGAGCACGCUCCGUGACUCUCAGGACAUCGUCAAGGAGCUGGAGGACCCCGGGGUGGACCCCUCACUCAUCAAACAGCAGAUAGAGGCGGCAGAGGCCAUCAAGGCCGAGACAGACGGGCUGAGGGAGGAGCUGGAGUUCGUACGAACCCUUGGGGCUGACCUCAUCUUCGCCUGCGGAGAAACCGAGAAGCCUGAGGUCAAGAAGACCAUCGACGAGAUGAAUGUCGCCUGGGAAGGCCUGAACCGGACGUGGAGAGAGAGGAUGGAGAGGUUGGAGGAGGCCAUGACGGCUUCUGUGCAGUACCAGGAUGCAUUGCAGAGCAUGUUUGACUACCUGGACAACGCAGUGAUCAAGCUGUGUGACAUGUCCUCUGUGGGUACUGAUUUGGGAACUGUCAAACAGCAGAUCGAAGAGCUCAAGCAGUACAAGGUAGAGGUGUACCAGCAGCAGAUAGACAUGGAGAAGCUGUGCCACCAGGGGGAGCUGCUGCUCAAGAAGGUCUCGGACCAGACCGACAGAGACAUGAUCCAGGAGCCCCUCACGGAGCUCCGACACCUCUGGGACAACCUGGGGGACAAGAUCACUCACAGACAGCAUAAGUUGGAGGGUGCUCUCCUGGCGCUAGGUCAGUUCCAGCAUGCCUUGUCUGAGCUGCAGUCCUGGCUGAGUCACACCCACGCCACCCUGGACACACAGAGACCCAUCAACUCUGACCCCAAGGCCAUCGAGAUAGAACUGGCCAAGCACCACGUGCUGAGGAACGACGUGCUGUCCCAUCGGUCCACGGUGGAGACGGUGAACGCGGCGGGGGCUGAGCUGCUGGAGUCCAGUCCCGGGGACGAGGCCAACCACCUCCGCGGCCAGCUGGACCACCUCAACCGCGGCUGGGAGAACCUGCUACUCAAGACCCAGGACCGGCAGAAACUACUGGAGGCCGCACUGCACCAGGCGGAGGGUUUCCAUGGUGAGCUAGAGGAGUUCCUGCAGUGGCUGAGGAGGACAGAGAGCCAGCUGUCUGCAGCCAAACCCACAGGUGGCCUGCCUGAGACGGCCCGGGAGCAGCUGCAGCAGCACCUGGAGCUCCAGACCCAGUUGGCCCAGCGCGCUGAGCAGUACAACCGGCUGCUGGACGCGGGAGAGUCCAUGUUGCUUUCCCGCGGGGGGGAGGAGGGUGGCCCCGGAGCUGGUACGACCCAGACCCAACAGAACUUGGCCCUGCUGCAGAACAAGUGGGCCAGCCUGAACACCAAGAUGGACGACCGCAGGGCGAAGCUGGACGAGGCAGUGUCGCUGGCCACAGGGUUCCAGUCCUCGCUCCAGGACACCAUCAACUGGCUGACCCAGGCAGAGCAGACCCUCAACAUGGCCCAGCCCCCCUCCCUCAUCCUGGACACCGUCCUCUUUCAGAUAGACGAACACAAGGUGUUUGUGAAUGAGGUGAACACCCACAGGGAGCAGGUGCUGGCCCUGGAGAAGGCCGGCUCUCAGCUGCGUUUUGCCAGUGUAAAGCAGGAUGUGGUUCUGAUCAAGAACCUGCUGCUGAGUGUACAGGCCCGCUGGGACAAGCUGGUGCAGAGGUCCCUGGACCGUGGCAGACACCUCGACGAGGCCCGCAAGAGGGCCAAGCAGUUCCAUGAGGCAUGGAGGAAACUGUCUGACUGGCUGGAGGAGGCUGAGAGCCGGCUAGACUCAGAGCUGGAGAUCUCCAACGAACCAGACAAGAUCAAAAUACAUCUGACCAAACACAAGGAGUUUCAGAAGGCUCUGGGCUCGAAGCAGCCGGUGUAUGACACCACAGUGAGGUCUGGUAAGGCCAUGAGGGACAAGGCCACGCUGCCCGAAGACACCCAGAAACUAGACCACCUACUGGGGGAGGUCAGGGACAAGUGGGACACCGUUUGUGGGAAGAGUGUGGAGAGGCAACAUAAGCUGGAGGAGGCCCUGCUGUUCUCAGGGCAGUUUGCUGAGGCCCUGCAGGCCCUGGUGGACUGGCUGUACCGUGUAGAACCCCAGUUGGCUGAAGACCUGCCAGUCCACGGAGACCUGGACUUGGUCUCCAACCUCAUGGACUCACACAAGGCCUUCCAGAAGGAGUUGGGGAAGAGGACCACUAGUGUCCACGCCCUGAAGCGCUCAGCCAGAGAACUGAUGGAGACGGGCCGCGAUGACACCGCCUGGGUCAAAGUUCAACUGCAAGAGCUCAGCAACCGCUGGGACACAGUCUGUGCCCUGUCCGUCACCAAGCAGACCCGUCUCCAGCAGGCCCUCAAACAGGCGGAGGAGUUCCGCACGGCGGUGCAGCUGUUGCUGGAGUGGCUGUCGGAGGCGGAGCAGACGCUGCGUUUCCGUGGCGUGCUGCCCGAGGAGGCGGAGACUCUGCAGACGCUGCUCCACACCCACCGGAACUUCAUGGCCACGGUGGAAGAGAAGAGGACAGACGUGAACCGGGCAGCGGGCCAGGGCGAGGCCAUCCUCACCGCGUGCCAGGCCGACUGCAUCACCACCAUCAAACACUGGAUUACCAUUAUCCGCGCCCGCUUCGAAGAGGUCCUCACAUGGGCCAAACAGCACGAGCAGCGUCUGGAGACGGCUCUGACAGAGCUACUCAACAACGCCACGCUAUUGGAGGAGCUGUUGUCAUGGCUGCAGUGGGCAGAGACCACCCUGGUCCAGCGUGACAGAGAGACCCUUCCACAGGACAUCCCUCAGAUCAAAACACUCAUCACAGAACACCAGGUGUUUAUGGAGGAGAUGACCCGGAAGCAGCCUGACGUGGACAAAGUGACCAAGACUUACAAGAGGAAACCAGCAGAGCCCCCUAGCAGCCUAGCUGAGAGGAGAGGAGCUCGUAAAAACCAGCAGCAACAACAGCAUCAACAGGCGGCGAUGCAGGUCGCCGGGGGCAACACCCGUCUGACCCAGCUCUGCUCAAGGUGGCAGCAGGUGUGGCUGCUUGCCCUCGACCGCCAGCGGAAGCUCAACGACGCCCUCGACAGGCUUGAAGAGCUGAAAGAGUUUGCCAGCUUUGACUUUGACGUGUGGAGGAAGAAGUACAUGCGCUGGAUGAACCACAAGAAGUCGCGCGUCAUGGACUUCUUCAGACGCAUCGACAAGGACCAGGACGGAAAGAUCACUCGCCAGGAGUUCAUCGACGGCAUACUGGCCUCAAAGUUCCCCACCAGCAGGUUGGAGAUGACGGCGGUGGCAGACAUCUUUGAUCAGGACGGAGACGGUUACAUCGACUACUACGAGUUUGUGGCGGCGCUGCACCCUAACAAGGAUGCCUACCGGCCCACCACCGACGCUGACAAGAUAGAAGACGAGGUGACCAGACAGGUGGCACAGUGUAAAUGUGCCAAGCGGUUCCAGGUGGAGCAGAUAGGAGAGAACAAGUACAGAUUCUUCCUUGGAAACCAGUUUGGAGACUCGCAGCAGUUGCGGUUGGUGCGUAUCCUGCGCAGUACGGUCAUGGUGCGGGUCGGAGGGGGCUGGAUGGCCCUGGACGAGUUCCUGGUCAAGAACGAUCCCUGUAGAGUUCAACAUCCUGGACUUAAGAUCCUUCGCUCCGACUCCAGUAGCACCAUUUCAUCUCGUAUAGCCCGAGGCCGUACCAACCUGGAGCUGCGUGAGAAGUUCAUCCUACCGGAGGGGGCUUCCCAGGGCCUGGCGGCGUUCCGUUCCCGGGGCCGGCGCUCCAAACCCGGCUCCCGCACGGCCUCGCCCACCCGCUCCUCCUCCUCAGCCUCGCACAGCGCACAUAGCUGCGCCUCCCUGCCCUCCACUCCCGCCACCCCUACUGCCUCCUCCAGAUCCUCAAACUCGCGUGGCUAUGCCAAGCCCUGGCUGGCACACAGUAAAACGCCAACGCCAACCAAGUGCCAGUCCUGCCCAGACCACGACCACACCACCCCUGGGCACGAGGGGGCAGUUUCGGGGUCCAAGCUGAAGAGGCCCACCUUCCACUCCAGCCGAGGGUCUCUGACUGGAGAGAAUGGAGGAGCUACACCCACUUCUACUAAACCUGGACGCACCGACCCCAGGCGUACCCCAUCGGGAGCCAGUGGCGCAGCCAGCCGGGCGGGCAGCAGAGCAGGCAGCAGGGCCAGCAGCCGGCGGGGCAGCGACGCUUCUGAUGCCUCAGAGCUCCUGGAGACGCGCUCGGCCUGCUCGGACACCUCGGACACCCCUCGGCGACCAGGAGCGGCCAAGCCCUCCAAGAUCCCUACCAUCUCCAAGAAGACCCCAAGCCCCAAGACACCCGCUUCUGGGAAGAAAUAAUGAAGGAGACGUCAAAAAGACGUCAUACAUCUAACUAUAGAGCUGGUUUGACUCCACAGCCCUUCAAACACCAGCCAGGAUGAAAUGGAGAGGAAGAUGUCCAGACUAUAGAAUUAGAUCAAGUAGAACGGACCGUCUCCCAUUCAAAGAGAUGCUCUAUAGUGGACAGACUACUGGUGGCCAUAUUGGGUGUCACAUUUGAUCCAAACAUCCAUCCAUAGGGCUUGCAUGGGAUUCAUGCACCAAGACUACUGUAUGGAGGGCAGGUAGAGAGGGGGAGAAAUAUCUUUCUAUUUUUCCCCGCUCUCGUACACACACUCAAAUACACUCACUGGGGGCAUCGAGGCCCGGGUUCGUGCACUUAGACUGGGGUGAAACAGGACAGAACUUCCCCCUUUAAAACCCAGAUCCCAGUUUGCCUUCCAGUCUCCUGUGCGCUCUCUCCCGUAACAGGAUUGUGCUAGACUGUUUCAGAGAAAGCCACAGCAGUUUGAACCAACAACCAACCAACAUGAUGCUGCCUUAUUUGUGUUGCACAUUUCUGUCCUUACUUUUACCUAAUCUGAGUUCCACAGAGCGUUAGGUAGAGCCUUGUAACUAACUACUUUGUGUAUGUACACACUGACACACACACAACUGAAAUACACACACACACAUUGAGGGUAGUGACGAAAUGACUCAGAACUUGCUGGAGAAUGGCAUUCCGAAGAACUGGAUUGUGGCUAUUGUGGAAAUUGUUUCUCACCAGGAGUUAAACAGAAAAUAUCCAAUGACUGCCAUCUUGUUUUUUACUCUCCUGGACUGGGAAGUGAAGAGGAAUGACACUUCAGCAUGUCUGUGGGUCGGGAACAACCGGACUAGCGUGGAUUUAUAUUCAGUGUGUGGGCUGCCCCACUGACAACUUCCUGAACUGCGCUAACUGCCUAAACCUCAAGCCUAGGAGACUGUGGAAGUGGUGGGAAACACAUACACACGGCAAUGUCCUCACAAACCACUGCAACAAUCAGUGUGUUGGUAGGUGGGAGUGUGUGUUUGAUGGAAUGGAGGGUUUGUCAUAUGGCCCCAUUAGUCUGAAGCUAACACUCAAAUUUUAAAAUUACUUCUUGGUGGGACCCCACUAACGGCAAAAACGUGACAAAAUGUGUAACAAUGAAGUGGCUUGUAAGGACAUGCACAAUUUAACACAAUUUAAGCUACGCUUAUUCCAGAUUAGAGAUUGAAAACCGGCGCACACUGACAGUCUGUAUCGCUGUAAUUCCACUUCGCCCCUCUCCCCUCCGUUGCCGCUGGAAACCCCCAGAGCAGCAAACAUAAAUGUUUGUGUAAACGCGUGUCGUCGUUACACGUUACAGAAAUCAGAGGUCAUCCGCGUGCAAAGAUUUGAUUUGUGAAUGUCUUUCUUUCAUUCUGGUUAAUUUAUAAUCCUGUUCAAUUUUUUUGUUUGUUGCUUUUCUAGCUUAAGAAAACAUUUUUAUUUAUUUUUCAGUUCUGUAUCAUAUCACCUUGGAGAAUGAUUAGUAUUAAGAUGAAUGAAGUCAUGAUAUUUUGUACCAAGGAAAAUGCCCUCUCCUCUCUUCAACGUUGUAUGUUUCUACUUCUUCAUAACAUUACUCAACCAGGAAGCUGACUGAUUCCCAUGGCAGCCUUUUUUUUUUGCUAAUGACUACAACUCCCAGAACACGACCAAAGGGGGUUGCCCUCAUUGUGUUGGCAAAAAACUACGAAUAUGAAUGAAAGGGAGCUGAAGGGGCCAAUGAGUGAACCCCUAGUGUCCCGCCUUAUAGGCGUUUGAAUGGUCGUGUCUUUGAUGGCUGCAAAUGUGCUUCCCUGUUUGUUGAUGUGAGAGCUGAAGUAUCUGAAAACCUAAUGAACGCAAGUGACAUCUUAAGGUGAUUUUUAUUUAUUUAUUGUCUCUUUGGGGGUGAGGAUCCGGGCGCAGGAGAGGAAGUCACCUUUUGGUGUUAUUCACAGUGUGAUGAAGAGAAAAUAUGGAGGGUGGGGGAGGCGGUUAGAAGUCAAUUGUGUAAAAUAAAAAUAUAAGAUUAUAAACCUUUUUGUUCUCAUUUUGUAUUAAAAAAUAUGCUUGCAGUAAAAAAAAAGAAAUAUUU